Molecule: messenger RNA, 3933 nt
Organism: Odontomachus brunneus
Lineage: Eukaryota; Metazoa; Arthropoda; Insecta; Hymenoptera; Formicidae
Gene: Caf1-180
Product: chromatin assembly factor 1 subunit A-B
Exons: 10
Coding region: 353-2542 (729 amino acids)
Biological process (GO): nucleosome assembly
Cellular component (GO): CAF-1 complex; nucleus
Source: RefSeq, a predicted model, not a curated record
UGUCCAUUUUCCCGCGGAUUUUGUUACAAUCGCGAUGUAAUGUUAUGAAGGUGUGCUUGCAAUGCGUUUUAUAAAUAGUGUAACAUUAAUAUUCUCGUGAAAGUUGUUUAUUUUCUAAUCGAUAUUUCUUCAUAUCGUCAUUACUAUUUAUUUGUCGACGCACACGAUCGGUCAGAUCCUUCCCGUUGAUCGAAGUCUUCGUCGAAGUCUAGGUUAGGACGACGAUGCUAAAUUGACAGAUCUUUGUAUUGUAUCAUAAUCUACAGUAAUUAUCUACAGUAAUUACUACAAAACUCUUUCGAGUAGGAAUUGUGCUUUACAAAAUACGAGGUUUAAUCAACAGAAUAAAGCAAUGGAUGUUUCCGUGGAAGAUGAUUGUACAGUAGAAGUAAUUACACAUUCAAAGAAAAAAACGCUGAAACAAGCACAACUGCCAUUUCAAACAUUAAGUGCCUCUAAAUCUCCAAACAGUACAAAUAAUAUGCCUAACAAAAAGAGGAAGGUAGUAUCGCCUUUAGAAGAAAUUAAGAAUAGUAAAAUGAUAAAAUAUGCAAAGGAGAACUCUGCUAAAGACAUCUCUGAAGAAAAAGAAAAAGUAGAAGAAAAAUCUGACACUGAUAGCGAAUGUAUUGAAUUAAUAUCAGAUCAAGAAGAAAAAGACUUAGAACAAAGUAGUGAACAAAAUGAUGAGGAAAAAACGAAAAUUGAGACACCUAAAAGGAAUUUUAUAAAAAAAAAUAAAACACUGAAAAAGUCCCAAAAGAAAUCUGGUGCUUUGACAAAGUUUCUCACAAAAGCAGACAGUGAACCCACAAGCACUUCACUCAAAUCAAGGACUCAAGAACUAGAUUGUCAAAAUACAUCCCGUGAAGAAAAUGGCGAAAUUCCUUUAAGUUUGCAAUCCCUUGAAUCUCCAUUGCAUAUGUCUCAUGUGAGCAAAGAAAUGAAUCAAGUUAAUGUUAUAGAAAAUCCUAAUAUCAGCCAAGAGUCAGAUUCUGAUAUUGCUAUUUUAUCUUCGGAUGAUGAAGCUCCAAGCGAAUUAGAUAAAUCCAUAACAAGUAUAAAUGAAGAAAAGACUAUAAAAUCACCAAUUCCUACUACCCCAAAGAGUGGGGACAAGGAUGAGAAAAUAAAAUUUAAAAAAUUAACACCUAAGCAAUUAGAAAAAAGGCAAGAAAUAGCCAAGAGAAAGGAGGAAAAGGCAAAAUUAAAAAUGGAGAAAGAGAAGAAACGGCUAGAAGAGAAAGCGGAUCGUCGAAGAAAGAGAGAAGAGAAGCAGAAACAGAAGGAAGAAAAGGAGAAACUAGAGAAACAGCAAAAGAAAAAGGAGAAGGAAAUGAAAGAACUUAAGAAACAAAUGGAAAUCGAACAAAAACAAAAAGAAAAAGAAGCGAAAGAAGAAGAGCGAAGAAGGCGAGAAGAAGAGAAGAGGAAGAAAGAAGAGGAAAAGUUGGAGGCCGAGCGUAAGAAACAGAAGGCGGCAUCGAAUUUCGCCAGUUUCUUUGUCUCUAAGAAACAAGAAGCUAAAUCCACAGAGGAGGAGAGCGACAUCGAAGCGAAAAAUUUUAUGCCUUUCGAGGUGAAAGUAGACAUGAGAGUCGCACCAGUAUGUCGAAGAAUGUUGAGUAAACAGCAAAAAUCAUUAUUGGAUGAAAAAUGCAACGCGAAAGACACGAAGAGGUCCGAACUAUAUCUCGAGGAUGUCAGGAAAGGUAGAAUCGUACCACGAACUUCUUCCAAAACGUGGCCACUCGAAACGAAGGACGAUGAUAUUGUUAUAUUAGAUGAAGACAACAAUGGCAACUCCAACAUAAUUAUGGAGACGCAUCACUUGGAAAAACAUCGACCGAAGUUACUGCAGUUCGAUGACAACCGUCGUCCUCCAUAUUGGGGCACGUGGAGGAAACAAAGCAACGUCAUAAAGCCGCGGCAACCGUUUGUGAAAGACCAGAAAUGGUUUGACUACGACAUCGAUUCCGACGAAGAAUGGGAGGAGGAAGAGCCAGGAGAGUCUCUCAAAGGGUCUGACGACGAGAAGGACGAGGAAAAUCCGGAAGAUAAUGAAUACGAUGUCGAUAACGAAUUCAUGGUACCACACGGAUACUUGUCCGACGAAGAGGCGCGGGCUGACGAAGAGGAAAUGGAAGAUAUGUCGCCGCAAACACAGAAGAUGAAGCUGAAACUGUUGGGCGAGCAAUUUGAAGCCGAAAGGAAGGUAAAGACGCACAAACUUCAGCCGAAGAUAAUCGGAUGCGUUUGGCAAGGACCCAGCAAUGGACUCCCAGAUGGCGCACCUACGAAACUCCGAGAAUUCGUGUCGUCGCGACAGAUUUGGGUCAGCCACGUACCGAUGAUACUUCCGUCAUCGGUGUCAACGGAGAACAACGCCGCGACGGGCGAGUGCAAAACGCCGUCGCAACAACCAUCCGGCCGGAGCGCGAAGAAAAGCAAAUUGCCCGACGAAACUUCGCCCAGUCUGGUUAGCGGCGAGCUGAUGCGGAACUGGUUAGGAUUCCGAUCGGAAACGCGAGUUUCUGACUAGCGAGUGUCCGAUCGCGAUGUCGCCUCUGUGCCUUAGAACUGUCGUGAAUUUUUCGGGAUUGAUCUGCCACUCAUCCCCGAGGUGUUGAAAACUUUUUUAUCGGUAAUAGCCAUCGAACAAUUCCAAAACGCGCGGAACCGUUCUUUGGCUUUCUUAUAAAAAUUAUUGAAAAGUUACAGAAAGAAAAAACAAACCUGUAUCGCGUCUCUUUUGUAAUUCAGCGCUUUUUUGCGAUCCAUAACUUGUAAAACAAGCUAAUUCUAUCUGGUGAAAUUUUUGAAGAUUCUCUUCUACAUAAAGUAUAGACGACGUUAUAAUUUACAAAAUGCAGGAGAGGAUCAAAAUGAUACUUCCAAGUAAAUCGAUGAGGCAAGUCUCACUUGAGAAUAAUAUUCUCAUUUCCGCUCGUCCCACAUCGUAACGAUUGCAAACGUUGUAUUGCUAGACACGUAGACACGUUAAUUUUCGAUAUGUAUCAAUUCUACUUUUUUUUAUAAGAUUCUUGUUGCGCUAAAUGUUUACGAAAUAUAUUUUAUAUCGGUGAAAAAGGUUAUCCUUCUCUGUUUGCAUCGCCACAGCGCGUGAGAUUGACUCACCUGUGCUUCUCGUAUUCGGGAUCACGCUUCGUGAGAGGAAGCAAGAGAGCAGUUGUAAAUACCAUGCGAUUUCGUACAAUCUGUAGUCGUACUUAUCGUAGUUUUAUCAUUUAUACCGGGCUGUUUUUUCUCGCCGAAGUGUACUUCGGUACGAACUGUAAGAUCUCAAUCUGCGAAUGAAAUCGAAGAUUGAGAGCGCCAGCAUUUUCCAUUGCCCGUAUAGGGAUCUAGUUUUCGUUUUGGAGAAUACUCUGACGAGCGGUUGCACCUCACGAUCGCACUCGCACUCGCACUCGCGCGCGCCGGAAAGAAGAGAGAGAAAAAAAGUAACACCGUUCGUCCGGAGAGGAAGUUUUACAGUCGGUAGUUCGGGGCCGUACCUCCGGGGUGUACCACCGGACCGCGGCAUAUGGCCGGAAUAACGAAAGGGCGCUCCCCGAGAUUGCGGCAAUUAUCGAGUCACGUUACGAGAUCCGAGCCGUUAAGACGCGGCCGUAGAAAACUCCGAGCUGCAAAGGCCACGGACGACCGCAGCGAGAGAGUUUUAUACGUGAAUUACGCUAAUUUGCGAUGAUUACUUCGUGGCGGUACCAGGAGACCCCGAGAAGCGCCGUCGUUGCGAUUUGCCGGAAGGAACGCAUCGUUAUCGGGAGAUGCUGCCGCGUAUAAGCACCAAUAUUCGCCAAUCUACGUGGAGGAGUCCCGAUUAUCCCACACGGGUAAAGCCGAAGGAACUUGAAGGAAAAAGAAAUAAUAUAAUAAAUGUGUGCGAAUAAAGAUGAAAUAAUGAAGUAA